Molecule: messenger RNA, 3245 nt
Organism: Juglans regia (Persian walnut)
Lineage: Eukaryota; Viridiplantae; Streptophyta; Magnoliopsida; Fagales; Juglandaceae
Product: esterase-like
Exons: 7
Coding region: 1822-2982 (386 amino acids)
Molecular function (GO): hydrolase activity, acting on ester bonds
Source: RefSeq, a predicted model, not a curated record
CUCCCUCUCCCUCUCUGUUAUGAUAUGGAAUGUUAAAAGAUUUAAACAAAUUAGUAUCUAACAAUUCUAAAGCUUUUGGAUCAAGGAUCUUUUUAACACUCUCCCUCUCCAUUUUGUGCUCAAACUGGGAUUAAUGGAAAACAGAUUUCAUAUGUUCCAGUUUUCGGCUUUCGAAAACGAACUCAACACUCCUUGACCGCAAAUCAAUACCGUUCAUUUGGAUGUUCUUGCUAAAUCGGUUUCAACUGAUCAAGGUGCUAAAAUUUCUCCUUUUCCCAUUGAAAAUGCAAAACAUGAUCCUUGUCCCUUUUCUAACCCCUUUUUCUAACUCCUAUAUAUUAUUGGUCUUCGAUCCCAUCCAAAGUCCUUGUCUUUCUGCCACGACAAGCACUGGGUUCUAACAUGGGUUUGGUUUUCUUUGGGGAGAAAUGCUUUUCGGUGGAAGGCCACUUUUUCUUGCUCUUCUUUCUAAUUUGUUUCUAACGUGGGUUUCCAGUUCUUCUACAUGGUGGUAAAUGUCUUACCGUAUUCAAUUACUCAAAGGUUACAAAUAUGCUGUAAAUUCAAAAACUUAAGGAAUUAGAAGCAAUCUCUCUCUCGAACGGAUGUUUCUUACAGUUGUGGUUCUUGUGGGUAUGAGCUAAACCUAAGCUCUGGUGAUCGGAAUACCUCAACCAUCGACUCUAAAUAUGGGAAAUCUAUAAAGAAAGGGAUCAUAUCUUUCUUUUACAUUUAUGAGAGCAGAUUUACUCAGAUGGAUGAAAUCCAAUGCAUACCUCACUUUUCUAAGCACUCUUUGGGUUUGAUCUGCCGGAGAACCAAACUUCUUUGCCGCAAGUGUGGUAACCCAAUUGGAAUUGCUUACAAUGACAGGUCAUCGCACCCUAUUGUAUCAGAUGGAAAUGACUCUUCCUCAGAUCUCUCUAUCCCAUCAAUUUCAACUUUAAUAAUGGCAGAGUCAAAGAGGUACAUUUCUCAGGAAGAGCUUCGGAAACACGACCAUGCAGGAGAUCUGUGGAUUUCAAUCCAGGGCAAGAUCUACGAUGUUUCAGUUUGGCUUAAAGACUACCCAGGCGGUGAGCUUCCAUUGCUCAGUCUCGCUGGCCAAGAUGCCACGGACGCGUUCGUUGCGUAUCAUCCGGGCACUGCAUGGCAGUAUCUUCACAAGUUCUUUUUCGGGUAUUACCUUCGUGACUACUAUAUUUCAAAGGCUUCUAAAGAUUACAAGAAACUUGUCUCCAAAUUCUCCAAGAUGGGUCAUUUGAAAAGAUGAUUUGAAAAGAUGGGACACUGAGUGUUCUUUACGCUUUGCUCGAUGGCAAUAUUGUUUGUUGCGAGUGUUACGGUAUUUUGUGCUCUGAUAGCACGUUGGUGCAUCUGGUUUAUUUGAGAUCAUUGAAAAAAAAAAAGGUUAAAAUCUAAAAGCAUCCUGGUAAGCUCACAAUUUCUUCCCUGUUAAUCUUGGACUUAUCCAAUAACCUUUGUCUGGUUAUAAACUCGAGUUUAGGGUCAAAGUUUCCGGCUUGUGAUCACCCACAUUAUGUACAAUAGGUGGUGAGACUUUGAUAAUGACCAGGUUAGAUGGUCAACUUUGGCCCCCCUACUAGAUGUCUCCUACGUAGAGCCAAGGCUGAGAUGGAUUUCGAACCACAUUAAAGGCGUAGAAUGGUCAAGCCGUGCCUUUCACAGCAAUUUUUUCAAUACGCGUUUGUAAAUGUCUAUAUUAUAUGUAGAGACUAGAGAUAGAGAGAGAGCCGACCUUUCCAUAUAAGUUAUAAGCAUCAAACUUCCCUCGUUUCCUUCCCAUUUGCGUUAUCCAAUAUGGAGUCCCCUAGCAUUCCUAAGUUCACAAUUCCUCUCUUUUGCUUCUUUACGCUUUUACUGUGUGCUGCCACACUGAAUCCUGUAUUUGCUUCAAAAGUUUGCAACUUUCCAGCAGUCUUUAACUUUGGCGACUCAAAUUCCGAUACCGGAGGAUUGUCUGCUACCCUCAUAAGAGCCACUCCGCCUUAUGGGGAGACCUAUUUUCGUAGGCCUGCCGGAAGGUUCUCUGAUGGCCGGCUCACGAUUGAUUUCAUGGCAAUGGGUGUUGGUCUUCCAUAUCUGAGUGCAUACCUUGAUUCCUUGGGAGCUAACUUCACACACGGUGCAAACUUUGCCACGUCUGCAUCCACAAUCAGACUACCAUCCAGAAUUAUACCUGCGGGUGGAUUUAGUCCCUUCUACCUCGAUAUCCAAUACUCACAAUUUGUGCAGUUCAAAGAAAGAUCACAGAUUAUAAGACGACAAGGAGGAAUAUAUGCACAUUUGAUGCCCAAGAAUGAUUAUUUUCCUAAAGCUUUAUACACAUUUGAUAUCGGUCAGAAUGAUCUUGGUGAGGGAUUCUUUGGUAACAUGACUGUAGAGCAAGUCAAUGCUUCUAUUCCCGAUAUUCUUGACAAGUUCUCUCUUAAUGUUAAGAAUAUAUAUAAGUUGGGAGCUAGAUCAUUUUGGAUCCACAAUACUGGACCAAUUGGUUGCCUUCCCUAUAUUUUGGCCAAUUUUCCAUCAGCUCAAAGGGACAGCCAUGGCUGUGCAAAGCCUUAUAAUGAUGUAGCUCAGUCUUUCAAUCACAAGUUGAAGGAGGCCAUUGUUCAACUCAGGAUCGAUCUUCCUUCAGCUGCAAUCACAUAUGUAGAUGUCUACUCUGUCAAGUACUCUCUUUAUAGGGAACCACAGAAAUACGGAUUUGAGCUUCCACUUGUUGCCUGUUGUGGGUAUGGAGGAAAGUACAACUACAGCAGUAGUGUUGGGUGUGGAGGAACAGUGACUAUGAAUGGAAGCGAAAUAUUUGUUGGUUCAUGUGAGCGCCCCUCGGUCAGAGUAAAUUGGGAUGGAAUUCACUAUACUGAGGCUGCCAACAAGUUUGUCUUUUCCCAGAUUUCAAGUGGAGCGUUUUCAGAUCCACCUGUAUCCUUGAAAAUGGCAUGUCACCAAGUUUAAAUUCCUAUGCAAAUAAAAGGAGAAAUGAUUGUAUAAGUUCCAAAUAAAUAAAUUCAUGCAAGGAUUUAUAAAAAAAAGUAGACCCAUCUUAAAAAAGUGUAAAAAAAAAAAUCAUUUUUUUAGUGGGAUCUACCAUUUUAUAAAGAGUUUAUGCAAGAUUUAUCUAUUUAAAAUUUGUACUUAACAUUACUCAAAUAAAAAUAAGCCUGCAGAGGUAUUUCGUGGUAGGCCACAUUAUUUAAUAAAAUGACUGUUUAUUAUGA